AUGGAUCUAUUGAAUCACUUUCAAUAUACAGAGACCCCAGGUGGCUACAGUUCAUGUUAUUUUUUGGUAUCUUUUCCUUGUAGAGGAAGCAAUGAAGCUGUAAGACAUCCAGUUGCUUCAGCGAGAGCGCCCUCGGAGCAAGGGGUAGGUGACAUUUUUCUUUUUUAAAGACUGGUUUCUAUCAGCAUGGUAUUAGUCUUCGAGACCUACACUAGACUGAUGAGAGAAAGAGUUCUUUCCCGGAUCCAGGUACUGGUAUAGACUUCAAGUACUCUCUAAUUUUCUCACAAUAGAAUGGGGAGGGGUCUCAAAAGCUGUACGCGGUUAACUGUUCUUAAUUGAUGAAUCUGUGUACUCAGGAAACACUACACAAAAAACGGAUCAGUUAGUCCCCCGGGGUUGUACUUUAGGUCGGAACUUUUGCGUGGGAAUGUGCCGCUGGGACCUUAGCUGAACUAGGUCUGGUAUAGGUCAGGGGUUCUAACUUUGCUAUCCUAUACUUGACCAAACUUCUCAAAUCCCUUCCUAUCCUAGAGUCGCUUUUUUCCAGAUCCUACUGGGGUCAUCGCUUUCUUUGCUAAUAAACUGAGUUGCGGGUAAAUUUAAAUUUUCCGAUUUCAUUUUCUAGUGUCAGUCCCCGUUUUUCCCAGUUCUCGACCAACUGACCAGUUUUUCCUUGGAAAUGAUACACCCUAUUCUAGAUCCAAACCAGGGGCGCAGCGUCUAUAUACGCACGUACGCCCGCGAGAACACCUGCACUGAUCUGUAUAAUAUCAGUUCUUUUUCCCUGAUUUCCAGGAAGUAUUCUAAUCAUUAAAUCGGGAUUACUGAUAAUUCUCUUUCGCAUUAUAAUGGUGUCUUUACCCGUCUGAAGGGUGGACAUCUCACCCUUUGCUUGUAACCUCCUUGAUAGCGUCACCGUUUUCCCUUUUUCCCGUUAACAUUGUACCCUACCGAUAACACUAGAGAUGUAAACUAAACAACUAAACAUUGCAUUUCCCUCCGUAUUUAUUAACUGAAAAUGUCCUGACAAAUACGUAGCAAAUGGCAUUUCUGAGCCCCAAAUUUGAAAACAUUUCUGCUGGAGCAUGUCCCCAGACCUCCCUAGUUUGCAGUACCGUCGAAGGUCUAACCUUUCUUUCCUCACGCUACGUCCCUGCAAACUCUCUGAUUUUUGCACCUUAUCCCAGACUAAACUGUUUGAAAACCAUACCCUUCACAGCGGCACAUACCUAUGAGCCCAUAUAUGGUGGUAUCCCCCGGUCUAUGUCCUUCUAAGAAAAAAGAAUCUUUAUCAUUUCUUUUACUUACUGUAGGCGAUCGUGUGUCAACCCACUGAGGAAGUUGAUCAUCCCACUCAUGUGAGAGAACAGAGAGAAGAACAAAAUCCUCAACAGCCUGGUGCCAUACGAGGGACUCAGGAUGGGCUGAUGGGUCCCCAAGAUAUACCAUCUUUGGUAGCUUUGGUAUCAAGAUACCCUGAUCUCCUGGUGGAGCUACCUGUGAUGGUUGUCCAGUUGCACUCAGGGAGUAGCCAGGCGAUGCAGUAUCACGCUUGUGACAUGCAACCACAUCGUGAGCUGGACAGAGGAAGACUGCAGGUCAACGAGAGGUUAAGACCACAAGCAAGUCAGAAUGGAACUAGGUACUCUGUCGAGGAGACCAACCAAUUUCACGAGCAGGCCCAAGAAGAUGAACGCAUUGGUGCAAUUUCUCUUCCUCUGCAAAUAAUAAUUAACAGGUUAGUACGCUUAUGGUGCACACGGCGCAGUUGAGGGUCUGUACCUGGUAAUCUGGUGAACCUGCAGAGCUGGCAAAUUUGCUUUUUGCAGUUCAAUUUCUUUUGAUAGUAUACUGAUGUCUGAUUAGUUCACGCGUUAGAACCCCUUUUUUUAUCUUUUGGUUCAUCAUCUCAAACGGUCCAGCGGUCCGUUCCUCUCCAAAGAUCCGACAUUAAUUGACCGGCUCAGAAACUUGUAGUUGUUUACAUUCGGGAAAGAGGCUUUAGUUUUGCAGAUAACAUAAUAAAAGUGUAAGUAAACAAAACAAAAUGGAAUCGUUUGUUAACUAGGACACUGGAUCUUAAUCUUUCUUCAGAUUUUGAUUUGAGUAUUUGAAUUCCGGGGGAGGGGGGCACUGCCCAUAAUGGCCUACACGGGCAGGCUCCGCCCGAAAGGGGUACCUUUUUCAGGCUUCAGGUAUAUGAAAGGGGAGGGAUUUUACUCGUUGAAGUAUAUGAAAGGGUAGGGAAAUCUCAGCCUAGUCUCUAGUCGUUCUCUCUUGAUCCGUUGUCCGCGCGAAGUCUGGGAGAGAGCGGGCGGUGACGUCACAGCUUAUGGUAGAGUUCAGAAAUGACCGAGCCGAAAACGCCUGGGGACUAGGCUGGGGAAAUUUGUCAUUUGGGUCUGUGAAAGGGUCCAAAAGGGCUGAGAGAUGAAUUUUAUGGCUUUAUAAAGUCGAGAAAACGUUCCAUUUUUGUGACUGAUUCCUAUUGAAAAGGCAAAGCAUUUACAGCAGUUAAAAGGGAUGAAAAGUUCUAAACAAGGUAUGUGUAAAGGGUACCAUUUGUCAAUAGAAGGUAUACGAAAGGGAUACUUUUUUCGUGAAAAAUGGUUUAUAAAAGGGUAGGGGGUUAAACCUCGGGGCAGAGCCUCCCCGUAUAAAAAUUUGUUAAGUACCGUCCUCCGGAAUUUGAAUUCGGGACUUUCGAGAAACGAGAAAGUGCCUAGCGGCGGGGAUUGAGGAGAGACUAUAUUUGCUUCUAUAACUUCGAUAAUCCUCUCAGUUACUUCUAAUUCUUUGUCCUGCGAGUUGUAAUGUAGGUUUUUUUUAACUAAUUAAGUCAUUAUUUUAUCUUCAUAUUACAUGGGUUUACAACAAACCAACUAAAUAAUUUGUAAGCUCAAUUGGUUAGACUGGGCUCUACCGAUAUCCCAGAGGUCCAAGCCUGAAUUUGUCAGGCUUUCUUCCCGCAACUGCGUUGCAUGUAAAAGUUGCUUCCUAGUAAAAUGAUUCUCUUUACAUUUAAUUCUCUAUUCCGCAACAGUUCUAAUAUAUGUUCAUACGUUCAUUAUUUGAUUUGUUAGCCACUGUUUACGUACUGUUUCAAAUUAUUUUUUUCUUUUUGGCAGAUUUUAAAAAUUGCUCAUGAAAAACCACACUCAACAUUUUACAGAAAAUAAUUAUAACAUAUAUAAUGAUAAGAUGAUUUUCAUUUCCAUAGGUUAAGUCCUCCAGAGCCAAAGUCAUCCAUUGGUCAGAACUGUGGUGGAAAAUAUAUUUGGAAGAUAGAGCAUUUCUCUCAGCACCUCCAGGAUGCUCUUAAUGGAAUAAUAACAUCACUUGAGAGCCCUCCAAUUUACACAGGCCUACAAGAAUACAAGUUCUUCAUGCGCAUAUUCCUAAAAGGCGUUAAUGGUGGAGAUGGAAGACACAUGGGCCUUUUUGUUGGCAUGAUGAAGGGAGAAUACGAUACUGUUCUGGAAUGGCCCUUCUGUGGACGAAUCUCUCUCACCAUCAAGGAUCAAAGCACUGAUGUUCAUGGCUUUCGCAACGAUAUCAGUGGCACUUUCAUGGCCAAUAGAAAUCUGGGAGCUUUUCAGAAACCUGCUGCCGCCGAGAGCGGAUACACCACACUGUAUGGCUACGCAGAGUUUGCGCCCGUCACCACGGUUUGUAACCAAAAGUACUCUAAAGAUGACACAGUGAUGGUCAAGAUUGAGAUCCAUAAAAACAUCUAA
This is a messenger RNA of Porites evermanni, 3740 nucleotides long. The record is from the annotation of a GenBank genome assembly. NCBI's taxonomy places the organism in Eukaryota, Metazoa, Cnidaria, Anthozoa, Scleractinia, Poritidae.